Molecule: messenger RNA, 1252 nt
Organism: Ochotona curzoniae (black-lipped pika)
Lineage: Eukaryota; Metazoa; Chordata; Mammalia; Lagomorpha; Ochotonidae
Gene: BORCS7
Product: BLOC-1 related complex subunit 7
Exons: 5
Coding region: 336-857 (173 amino acids)
Cellular component (GO): BORC complex
Source: RefSeq, a predicted model, not a curated record
UCAUGGGUGUGGCACAUUUUUUACCUGUAUUGGUCAUUCUUUUAUUGACUAUUUGCAUUUCUUCUCCCUUCGAAUCAUGCGCACGUGUUAUGUUAAUUUUCGCAUCAGGUCAUUUUUUGCUAAUUCACGUGGCUGCAACACUGUUUCUUCAGUGGAAGCUCCCGGAGAGGGCUGCACCUUCUUUCUUUCUGUAUUUCCAUGCUGAUAUUUAGCUCGUGAAAUGACUAGAGAAUCUGAACUCAUUCUCCUAACCGCCUAGCUCCUUUUCCAUUACUGCUUUUAUUUCACUAAUAACUUUAUGGUUUCUGUCGUGCUCAUAAGGACCGACCACACAAAUGAUAAUAGUACAACCGAGACUGUCAUCCAGAUUUUCUUCCAUCCCCCUCACCGACCUGCGUCUCGGCCCGUACUCCUCACGGUGUCUACUGAGUGUUUUAAGUCAAUUUGUAGGUAGCAAAAACGAACGUCCGAAGGGCGCAGGCGCCCCUUUUCCCACGGUAGGGAACGUCCUCUUCGCCUUCCGCUCUGGCCUCUUUUGGACCCCGCGCUCGCCGUCGCUCCGGCGGAGGCGUUCCCAAGCGGAGGCGAUGGCGGCUGGAACGCCCGAUCCGCAGGCGCGAUUCGGUCAGUCCGUGAAGGGCCUGCUCACGGAGAAGGUGAACACCUGCGGCACUGACGUGAUCGCGCUCACCAAGCAGGUGCUGAAGGGCUCCCGCAGCUCCGAGCUGCUGGGUCAGGCGGCUCGCAACAUGGUCCUGCAGGAAGAUUCCAUCUUGCACUCAGAGGAUAGUUUGAGGAAAAUGGCCAUCAUCACCACACAUCUUCAGUACCAGCAAGAAGCUAUUCAAAAGAAGUAAGUAACCGCCAAGUGUUGAACAGUCCUCGGAACUGCAGGAGCAGCUGAAGCAUCUGUUGAAAUAGAAGAGGAGGAAGAGCUGUCUUACGCCACCACCAUGCCAGGUGUGUGUGAAUUCCCAUGUUCUUCCUCAAAAGCUCAAGAAGAUGCUUGUUUGUGAUGUACUGUUUCUCCUGAAGAGAAGCCAGGUGGUAGGUGGUGCAGUCUGGUCACCCUGGACUCUUGCUCAACCUUAAAGGGGUCCUGUCUCAUUUGAUGUUAAAGCAAGAUGAAAAGACACUCAGUCUUUCCCUUAGAACAUGUAAUAGGUCAAAAGCCCUGCUGUAUGAAUUGCUCCUUUAGCACAUACUGAGUUGUGUGUUACACUCAGAAAAUAAAGCUUUUAUUGUGAACAUA